AGCCUUAUGUUUCUACGUGUUCAAACGGUUGCCUGGUGACAGUAGAACGAAGUCCCGCCCGGAAGAAUAGUUUACAUUUCAGGAAAUAAUGUUCGAUGGAUAAACGAUUAACGUUACUUUAUUUGAUUUUAAUGAGUCCUGCUUAAUACAUUUAUUCAACAGAUGUCGUUUUUACUUGUAAAUAAUUCAAAAUAUCCGUUUUCAAGGAAGUGAGACUUGCAACUCUCGCGAUAACUCACGCUUCAAGUUAGAGUUUAUGACCCAGAUUACAUGGCUACCAGUAGUUAGCUUUGAUAACGUUAUCGAGAAAGUGCUAUUUAGUGAUGGAUAGGCUCGCUCUGUACCGUAUUGACUAUUUAUGCAUCACUUGCUGGAGUUAAAGAGACGCAUACACUGCUGGUUGUCCCAUAAUAAUGUCGGUAACGACAGAAGGAUGCAUGUUUUAACCAGAAAACCAAGUUAACGUUAGCAUUCAAGUCGCAGGCAGGGCUCGAGGACACCACAGGAUUCACGUUAGCAACGGUGACAGGUACCGUAGCAACUGCAGACGCUUGUUUCCUUCACCGUCACUGCUAGCAGAGCAUGCUAACAGCUAAGCCACCUAAUUUACAGUGGACCAACAGAGCAAACCUCCACCAUGAGACUGAAAACAUCGCUGCUACAGGAACCCAAACAUAAGGAACUUGUGAGUUGUGUUGGCUGGACCACAGCAGAUGAGCUGUUCUCUUGCAGUGAAGACCACCACAUCCUCAAGUGGAACCUGCUGACCAGUGAGACCAGUCUGGUUGUCAGAUUGCCAGAGGACAUUUACCCCAUCGACCUACACUGGUUCCCCAAGACUGUUGGUGUCAAGAAACAGAGCCAGACUGAGAUCUUUGUCCUUACCAGCACUGAUGGGAAGUUCCACCUGACCUCCAAGAUGGGGCGCAUUGAGAAGAGCGUUGAAGCACAUAAGGGAGCUGUUUUGGCAGGAAGAUGGAACUAUGAUGGGACUGCACUUAUUACAGCUGGAGAAGACGGGCAGAUCAAAAUCUGGUCAAAAAGUGGGAUGCUACGCUCAACACUAGCUAGCCAAGGGUCUCCUGUGUAUUCCUUGGCCUGGGGUCCAGACUCAGACAGAAUCCUCUACACAUCAGGAAGACAGCUAGUCAUCAAGCCUUUGCAGCCCAGCGCCAAAGUCAUACAGUGGAAGGCUCAUGACGGGAUUGUUCUGAAGGUGGACUGGAAUUCAGUUAAUGACCUCAUACUCUCAGGUGGAGAAGACUGUAAAUAUAAGGUAUGGGACAGCUUUGGUCGUCUGCUUUUCUCCUCCUCGUCUCAUGACUACCCGGUCACCUCUUUGGCCUGGGCUCCAGAUGGAGAGGUGUUUGCCAUGGGCUCCUUCAACACCCUGCGACUCUGUGACAAGACUGGAUGGUCCUAUGCGUUGGAGAAGCCCAACACAGGCAGUGUGUUCAGCUUGGCCUGGUCUGCAGACGGCACCCAGCUGGCCGGGGCCUGCGGCAACGGGCAUGUCAUCUUUGCCCAUGUGGUGGAGCAGCAUUGGGAGUGGAAGAACUUUGUGAUCACCCUUACCAAGAGGAGAACCAUGCAGGUGAGGAAUGUGAUGAACGAUGCAGUAGACGUACUGGAGUUUCGAGAUCGAGUCAUCAAAACGUCUCUGGCAUACGGUCACCUAGUGGUUGCCACUUCCCUCCAGUGCUACGUCUACAACUCGAGAAACUGGAACACUCCCCUCAUCUUUGACCUGAAGGAGGGAACAGUGAGCCUCAUCCUGCAAGCGGAGAAACAUUUUCUGCUCGUGGAUGGAGCAGGGCUGUACACCUUUUCCUACGAGGGUCGAUUGAUAUCCUCCCCCAAGUUCCCUGGUAUGAGAGCUGACAUCCUAAAUGCCCAGGGUGUCUCCCUUAGUAACGACACCAUCGCCAUCCGAGACAAGAGUGAUGAAAAAGUUAUCCUUCUCUUUGACGCCCUGAGUGGGAAAGCCCUUGGUGAUGGCAAGCCCUUGACUCACAAGCUGGAGGUGGUGGAGAUAGCUCUGGACCAGUGUGGCCCGUCCACAGAAAGGAAGAUUGCCCUGAUUGACAAGAACCGUGACCUGUAUCUGACCUCUGUGCGUCAUCUCGGGAGAGAGCCCAAAAUCUGCAAAAUCGGAAGUAUGGUUCACAGCAUGGCAUGGAAUGAUGCUGCUAACAUCCUGUGUGGAAUCCAAGACAACCAGUUCACAGUGUGGUACUACCCGAGUGCUGUCUUCACUGACAGGGAACUGCUGCCAAAAACCCUGCACAUAAAGGAUGGCAGUGAGUUUAGCCGAGCACCCCACAUUCUGAGCUACGUCGGCACCAAGGUGACGUUACGCCAAGGGGACGGUUCACUGGUGUACAGCAGCGUACCGCCUUACCCAGCCCUCUUGCACGAAUACAGCACCUCUGCACGCUGGGAGGAUGCACUGCGCCUCUGCCGCUUUGCCAAGGACCUGUCUUUGUGGGCAUGUCUUGCUGGCAUGGCGAUGGCAAACAGGGAGCUGACCACAGCAGAGAUGGCCUAUGCUGCCAUUGGAGAGUUACCCAGGGUUCAAUACAUCAACUUUAUAAAGGAGCAGCCAUCCAAGGAGUCGUCUUUAGCCCACAUGCUGCUGUUCAGUGGUCAGGUCCAGGAGGCUGAGGCCACUCUCUUACAAGCUGGUCUCAUCUACCAAGCCAUACGAAUCAACAUCGACCUUUUCAACUGGGAGAGGGCACUAGAGCUGGCAGUCAAACACAAGACCCACGUGGACACGGUGCUGGCCUUUAGAGGAAAGUUCCUACAGAAAUUUGGCAGGAAGGAGACCAAUAAGAGAUUUCUGCAGUACGCUGAGGGGGUCGAGGUGGACUGGGAGAAAAUCGAGGCGAAGAUAGAGAUGGAGUUGUCUAAAGAGAGAGAGAAGGCUGCUAAUGCCUCUGUGAGGAGCAGCGUAGCCUCACGACGUUAAUGUUCACGGGACCUCUGUCUAAUAUAUCCGCUUCACAGCGAUCGAUUCCCAUGUGUUUUUGACAUUUGGCGAAUAUUAAGUGGUUUGGCCCGGCCUCAGGGUAAUAAAAAAUGUCUGUACUUGAGGUAAAAUGUCUACCAUUAGUUACAAGUCCAUUAACUUCAAGUGAAAACAAAAGGGAACAUUUGGAGAUGUGAAGAUUAGCAGGCCAUGAGGAAUAUGACACUUGACUCUGACUGUUACACUACAAUCUUGUGGUGCAUGCUGUGUAAUGUAAAACAUUUGCACAUCAUUAUACGUGGCAUUCUGUUACUGUGGGUGGAUGAUUUGACUUGUGAUGAGACUAUCUAUAUUUCACAGCAACAACACCAGUACGGCCUUUCUGUCAUAUCGGCUUCUCUGUGGUUUCUGUGUGUCAGGUUUUAAGUUGAUUAUCUGUUUCUGUAAGUCGAAAUUAUCUUGAUAUGCUCAGACAUGCUGCUUUGUGUUUUGUCACUGAACUUUGACUCUGUGUUUUUAUAUGAAUAGAUAUUUUUACAGUUUAUAUAUUCAAAACUUUGCCUUCUGUGAACACUAAAAAGAAUGUCAGUUAAUAAAACUGAUGGAAAUAUUGUA
Epinephelus moara (kelp grouper) is the source of this 3586-nucleotide messenger RNA. RefSeq names its product intraflagellar transport 80 homolog (Chlamydomonas) (gene ift80). The transcript is spliced from 20 exons. Bases 638 to 2971 code for a protein of 777 amino acids. NCBI's taxonomy places the organism in Eukaryota, Metazoa, Chordata, Actinopteri, Perciformes, Serranidae. The record is from RefSeq and is a predicted model, not a curated record. Gene Ontology annotation, biological process: cilium assembly. Gene Ontology annotation, cellular component: intraciliary transport particle B; centrosome; cilium. Gene Ontology annotation, molecular function: protein binding.